UCAGAAGAUAAAGCGAAAGCAGCGAACGCUGAUCAACAAACUUCCAGAGCUCCAUACAGCAGAAGAUUUCAAAGACACUUUAUACACAGAUAUUUAUAUAGAAGUUCAUCAUCAAGAUGCCUGAGAACGCCGCACAGCCCAUGAUGGAGGAGGAAGCCGAGACCUUCGCCUUUCAGGCUGAGAUCGCUCAGCUGAUGUCUCUCAUCAUCAACACCUUCUACUCCAACAAAGAGAUCUUCCUCAGAGAGCUCAUCUCCAACUCCUCAGAUGCUUUGGACAAGAUCAGAUAUGAGAGCCUGACAGACCCGAGCAAACUUGAUUCAUGCAAAGACCUGAAGAUUGAACUCAUCCCGAAUCUGAAAGAUCGCACGCUCACGAUCAUCGACACCGGCAUCGGUAUGACCAAAGCUGACCUCAUCAAUAACCUGGGCACCAUCGCUAAAUCCGGCACGAAGGCUUUCAUGGAGGCCCUGCAGGCUGGAGCUGACAUCUCUAUGAUCGGUCAGUUCGGAGUGGGUUUCUAUUCCGCUUACCUGGUGGCCGAGAAAGUCACAGUGAUCACCAAACACAUUGACGAUGAGCAGUAUGUGUGGGAGUCUGCAGCGGGCGGUUCUUUUACCGUGAGGCCAGACCUUGGUGAACCCAUCGGACGUGGUACGAAAGUCAUUCUUCACCUUAAAGAGGACCAAUCCGAAUACGUUGAGGAGAAACGCGUCAAGGAAGUCGUGAAGAAACACUCUCAGUUCAUCGGUUACCCCAUCACGCUCUUCGUUGAGAAAGAAAGGGAGAAGGAGGUUGACCUUGAAGAAGGAGAAAAGGAAGAGGAGGUGGCGGCCGGAGACGAUGCGGACAAACCCAAGAUCGAGGACCUGGGGGCUGAUGAGGACGAAGACUCCAAAGACGGUAAGAACAAGAGGAAGAAGAAGGUGAAGGAGAAGUACACUGAUGUUCAGGAGCUCAACAAGACCAAACCUCUGUGGACCCGUAACCCCGAUGACAUCACCAACGAGGAGUACGGCGAGUUCUACAAGAGCCUGAGCAACGAUUGGGAGGAUCACCUGGCGGUCAAGCACUUUUCAGUUGAGGGUCAGCUGGAGUUCCGCGCGCUGCUGUUUGUAACCAGAAGAGCCGGUUUUGACCUUUUCGAGAACAAGAAGAAGAGGAAUAACAUCAAGCUGUACGUGCGCAGAGUCUUUAUCAUGGACAACUGCGAUGAACUCAUUCCAGAAUAUCUCAACUUCAUCAAGGGCGUCGUGGACUCGGAAGAUCUUCCUCUGAACAUCUCCAGAGAGAUGCUUCAACAGAGCAAGAUCCUGAAAGUCAUCCGCAAGAACCUGGUCAAGAAGUGCCUCGAGCUCUUCACCGAACUCUCGGAGGACAAAGACAACUACAAGAAAUUCUACGAGCAGUUCUCCAAGAACAUGAAGCUCGGUAUCCACGAGGACUCCCAGAACCGUAAAAAGCUAUCCGAACUGCUUCGCUACUACACAUCUGCUUCCGGAGACGAGAUGGUGUCCCUCAAAGAGUAUGUGUCUCGCAUGAAGGACAACCAGAAGCACAUCUACUACAUCACCGGUGAGACCAAAGAUCAGGUGGCCAACUCCGCGUUCGUGGAGCGUCUGCGCAAAGCCGGUCUGGAGGUGAUCUACAUGAUCGAGCCCAUCGACGAGUACUGCGUGCAGCAGCUGAAAGAGUACGAUGGCAAAAAUCUGGUGUCCGUUACCAAGGAGGGUCUGGAGCUGCCCGAGGAUGAAGAGGACAAGAAGAAGCAGGAAGAGUUGAAGACCAAAUAUGAGAACCUGUGCAAGAUCAUGAAAGACAUUCUCGACAAAAAGAUCGAGAAGGUCACCGUCUCGAACCGUCUGGUGUCCUCGCCCUGCUGCAUCGUCACGAGCACGUACGGCUGGACGGCCAACAUGGAGAGAAUCAUGAAGUCUCAGGCUCUGAGGGACAACUCCACCAUGGGCUACAUGACUGCCAAAAAGCAUUUAGAGAUCAACCCUGUCCAUCCCAUCGUCGAGACCCUCAGACAGAAAGCUGAGGUGGACAAGAACGACAAGGCUGUGAAAGAUCUGGUGAUCCUGCUGUUCGAGACGGCACUGCUGUCGUCCGGCUUCACGCUGGAUGACCCGCAGACGCACUCAAACCGCAUCUACAGGAUGAUCAAACUCGGCCUUGGCAUUGAUGACGAUGACUCCGCUGUAGAAGAUAUUACUCAACCCGCUGAAGAAGAUAUGCCAGUUCUGGAAGGCGAUGGUGACACUUCUAGAAUGGAGGAAGUCGACUAAAGAGUUUUAGUGUAAAUACCACUAAAUUGUUAAUGUAUCGAUUAAUUCAUUGUUUUAUUUUUGUAAACACAUUUGCAUUAAAGGGAAAUCCCUUCUGGACCUUCCAGCUUUAAGACUGCAUUAGCAAAAGCCGACUUUUCUUUUCGUUUCUUUUCUUUUUCUUUUUGCUUCUAACUGCACACAGUUGAAUUUCCGAAUUUUAUAAUGAAAUGUUUUUUUGUAAACUGAAAAGUUUUUAAUAAAUUAGCAUUGAGCAAAUAUCA
Molecule: messenger RNA, 2551 nt
Organism: Triplophysa rosa
Lineage: Eukaryota; Metazoa; Chordata; Actinopteri; Cypriniformes; Nemacheilidae
Gene: hsp90aa1.1
Product: heat shock protein 90, alpha (cytosolic), class A member 1, tandem duplicate 1
Exons: 11
Coding region: 117-2288 (723 amino acids)
Biological process (GO): cellular response to heat; protein folding; protein stabilization
Cellular component (GO): plasma membrane; neuronal cell body; myelin sheath
Molecular function (GO): disordered domain specific binding; ATP-dependent protein folding chaperone; ATP hydrolysis activity
Source: RefSeq, a predicted model, not a curated record